Phyllostomus hastatus (greater spear-nosed bat) is the source of this 1511-nucleotide messenger RNA. It is a transcript of the gene RPP25, whose product is annotated as ribonuclease P and MRP subunit p25. The transcript has a single exon. NCBI's taxonomy places the organism in Eukaryota, Metazoa, Chordata, Mammalia, Chiroptera, Phyllostomidae. Gene Ontology annotation, biological process: tRNA 5'-leader removal. Gene Ontology annotation, molecular function: RNA binding. Bases 233 to 826 code for a protein of 197 amino acids. The record is from RefSeq and is a predicted model, not a curated record. Gene Ontology annotation, cellular component: ribonuclease MRP complex.
GGCUACAGGCGCCGAGCGCUGGGCUCCAGAUCUCUGAGUAAAAGCAGCAACCACAAGAGAGAAGUGGACGACGACACUACUGCUGCCCCAGCCUGCCCAUCAGCCUCCCCGCCGCUCCCUCACCGUUGUCCCUGCCGGUCCUUUCUGGGUGCGACCGGCAACCAUGCCGCCCCAGGGCUGAGGAGGCCCCGUGGCGAGGCCCGCGUCCCGGCGGUCCUGGCAACGACGGCACAUGGAGAACUUCCGUAAGGUGCGCUCCGAAGAGGCAACGGCGGGGUUUGGGACCAAGGGGGGCGGCCUCGGCCCCUUUGCCGACCUCGCACCGGGCGCCGUGCACAUGAGGGUCAAGGAGGGCAGCAAGAUCCGGAACCUACUGUCCUUCGCCACCGCCAGCAUGGCACAGCCAGACACGCGUGCCAUCAUCUUCAGCGGCUGCGGUCGGGCCACUACCAAGACGGUCACGUGCGCCGAGAUCCUCAAGCGCCGCCUGGCUGGCCUGCACCAGGUCACACGGCUGCGCUACCAGAGCGUGCGCGAGGUAUGGCAGAGCCUUCCACCAGGGCCCACACCCGGGCAGAAGCAUAGCGUGCCAGGCGCCAGUCUCAGUGUACUUAAGAACGUGCCCAGCCUCGCCAUCCUACUUUCCAAGGAUGCACUGGAUCCGCGCCAACCCGGCUACCAGUCCCCGAGCCCCUAUUCUGACCCCUCGUACCUGCCAGUGGCGGCGACGUCCAAGAGGAGCCUAGGGGAAGCCGAUGUAGCAGAAGGCUCCUCGAAAGGGACACAGCCUGAGCCACGUGCUGCGAAAGAGGACCUGACGGCCUGAGAACUCUGUUCUGGGCCACCUAGUCCUGGCUUUUAGCCCUAGCGCUUUGACCUUGAGAUGCAUUUCCUGCCGCUCACGUUCCGUCUUCUGGAGCUCACAGCCUGGUCUCAGCUCCUCAGACUUCCAUCAUGGACCCCACAGCCAAAAGAGGAAGACCCCAGGGAAGUGUCGUGGGCCAGUUGCUCCUCCACGUGUGUUGCGGGAAGACUCAGAAUUUCACCUUCAGCUUUGCUGAGCCUUACUGGAACUUCUUCAGGGAGGGUAUGGUGGGCAGUGGAACUCUUGAGCCUUGCCCAAAACCCACAAGGGUUAAGGGCACCUAGCAUCAAAGGGCUGAGGAGCAGGAGUGUGGAAGCCAAGGACGCGUGGGAUCACCCUCAUCCAUUGGCAGCGGAGGGCACCGGGUGAGAAAUGGACUGCUUGGGGGCAGGAGAGUCUGAGUUGCAGGGAGCCCCAUUCUUCCCCUCACCCCAGGACAGUUUGCCUUUCUAGUUUCCCUUCUCUUGCUUAUAAGGAGCAUUCUGAGAUCAUGGUGGCAGAGGUGUGGCCACAAGCUCUAGCUCCAUUAACGUCACCCAUUCCCCAAGUUGGCCCAGAGGGAGAGACCCAGGACAAAACUCUCUGUGCUUCCUCCCUUGAGCCCAAUAGCUGGAAUGUUGCUUCCAAUAAAAUAAACACGAAAAUG